This is a messenger RNA of Notodromas monacha, 3335 nucleotides long. The record is from the annotation of a GenBank genome assembly. NCBI's taxonomy places the organism in Eukaryota, Metazoa, Arthropoda, Ostracoda, Podocopida, Cyprididae.
UAUCUACAGGCGACACCAUGGGGUUGAAGUAGUGGGCCGGCUUGAGGCUGGUUUCCAUUUCUUUUCCUCUUUGAAAUCCAGUAUAAAUUUCACCAACGAAACCAAACACAAAACUAACCCUCGUAAUUCCUGAAUUCGAAAAUAUUAAAAAGAAACCGCCCGAGCCAUUCGACCUCGAAAUACAGCAUACAUAAAAACGCACACUUCGGAGAGAAGAAAAGAGCCCCAGGGCUCAAGAGCAAGGAGCUGGAAGAGAAGCAAAGAGAUGAGCUGUUGCCAGGAGCUCGUGCAACUUGGCCUAUACAAAAGUGACCUAGAAGCCGAAUAGAUCGUAUAAGAACAACAACGAGAAAGGCGGUGGGAUCCCUAUAGGAAUAAGGAGAUCCUUAUUCUUCUCCCAUAGAGGGAAAUAGAAAGAGCAACAAGAGGAUCCCCCCGUUGAUUUUGGCAGCAUGCUGGUUUUGCAGCCAAGGAGAUGGAGCGUGUUUGCGGCGGUUUUCCUCCAGCUCCUGAUGCCCAGCUUUCAUCAACACGUGGCUGGUGCUGAGACACUCAUUGGAUGUCUGUUUUCUCCAUCAAUCUGUGCCCCGAAGAAAGAAUGGUGUUACGAUGAUUCUGCGUUUGGAAGAUGCUUGUCGGUGGACGGAAAGCUGACAGCAGGGGACAUGGUGCAAUAUUCCCUGGAACCUAAUUCUGCGUUUGGAAGAUGCUUGUCGGUGGACGGAAAGCUGACAGCAGGGGACAUGGUGCAAUAUUCCCUGGAACCUCAGGACUUGUCAGUGCUGGAGGAUGAGAUGCAAAGGCUGUACAGCCUUGGCUUCCGCUGGGACCAGCUCUACACUCAGUGUGUUCUUCAGGCUCUGCUGAAGAGGAUUGCUGAGGGUUCGAAAAAGGAGAGAAAAAUACAAACGUCUGUUUUGUCAUGGGUCCAUUGGAUCCCAGACAAAGGAAUUGAAUUGUGCAGCCAUCAUACCCAGGUGCUUGGACUGGGUCAGGAAGAAAUCAGGUCAAAGGCGCCGUUCGAUCGCGGCGGCUGCGACGAAACAUUCCCCGACGACAUCAAAACCCUGAGCUUCAUGGACCCAGUCGUCGGCACUAUUGAAGACAACUCCGUCAUCGACACCGACGACGGCAUCUACGUGACCGAAGACGACAUUCAGCGCAUGAUCAAAAUGAAUCCGGAUGCUGCAGUGGCUGUCGACGAGAAUGGUGACGUCGUCGUCGUGGCUGACGACGGUACCGACACCGAAUCCGACACUAACAUCGACACUGCUGCUAAUGGAAACAACAACAAUAACGAUGGAAUCAGUGAACGGGAAGCGAAUGCCAGGUUGCUGAGUUCUUUGUUGGAGGACCCCAGGUAUUUGGCCAGUGUCAGGUUCACCCCGUCAGCGCUGAACCCACACUCUGGGUUCGCUGAUGAGGUUUACUCGCCGCCUGAGGAAACCCUGGCUGCUAUGGCUGCUGCUGCAAAAGUUGCUGCUGGACAGCAUCAAGAGAGGCAUUCUGUUGAUGCGAUGUUGCCAAUGAAUCUCCUGCGUCAAGAACUGAUGGCAGAGGCUGGCAAGAUAAAUCCCAGCGAGGUCAGCAUGAAAGACCUCGCAGCUCUGGCAUCAGCAGCAGCAGCAGCUCUACAGGACCCAUCAGCAUCAGAACCCAGUCUUGAAAACCUGCACAAGAACAAGGUCCGGGUUUCCAAAAGGGUCCUAGGGAUCGACAAGAGCCGGAACAAAAAGCGAAGCAAAGGAAACGGAAAGCCCGAAAACGUGUCGAAAGACGAGGAACGUCGCGGUGGAAUCAGCGCGAGUUUCGAGGACGACUUGAAUUACUUUGACGAUUAUGACAAUGCCGAGUUGACCAGGGACAGGAAAGGAGGCAGUGAUGCUCCGAAAUCUUACAAGGACAUUCUGCUGAUGCCAUAUAUGGGGCAUAAUGGAGACUCAUCUGGAGCCAUUGACUUGGCAGCUUUGUGGCAGUCCAGGAAACUGACUGAAGAGGAUGAAGAUGAGGACAGCAUGGGAGAAGAGGAUGUCAGUUCUGAUUUCACUGGCAAGGACAUGGUCUCACCCCUAGACGAUGAUGGCGACUUCGAAAUGCUUUCACCAUUCGCCCAGAAACCCGUUUCUCUGGAAGAUGGUCCUUACCAGCGCCUGGAAAGAAUGGAUGUGAAGAAACCCGGGCCGGAAUUUGACCUUUCAAUCCCACUGGAACCCCCGAAACACGGGAAACACCAUAAUCACCAUCAGGUCAUUCAUCAUCAGGUCCACGUUCAUGAUGACGACCACGAUGACCUCCAAGUCUCACCAAGCGCAAAACACAACAUGCUCUUCCAAGACAUUCAAAAUGAUGAUCAUCAAUUCACCCGCCCAUCUGGAAAACAGGAGAUCCUCAAUAAGUUGCCACCACCAGUGAAGCCCAAGAACCAACUAUUUCGGAAAGAUUGGGGCUUCCUGCAAAUCACAAGACCGUUUGCGGACAUUUUGGAAGGAAGACGAUUGGUGGCUUCUCUGGAAAGACUGCUUCGAUUGGAGCCUGGAACUUUCACUGAAGCCAGGGUUGAAAACAACCAGGUUAUGUUCAAGGUGAACCCUAACCCGCAGCGGAUGAAUGUCACGGAUAUCAUUAUUGGAGCAGAUAAAUUCCAAGAGGCCAUCAAGAAUGAUGUUGGAGUGGAGCUGGAAUCUGGAGGAAUUGGGGAUGAGAUAAAAAUUACGUGGAAGGACUACUUGCCAACUGCGCAAGAGAGGUUAACGUUUAUGGGCCUGUGUUUGGCAGCUUCUACUGUAGCAUUGAUGACAACUGGGUUCAUACUGUACGCGUUAAGACGGCGCUGCCAGAGCAACGACAAACUUCACUUCUCCAGGAAUGGUGACCAUGAGGCCAGCAGGGAUUAUCAGGAUUUGUGCAGAGCAAGGAUGGCUACAAAGGCUCAAGAGAAACCUGAGCCCUUGCAUAAAAUCAUCACUGGCUGCAUCAGGGAUGAUGGAACUGGUGGACAGUCUCAUCAGGGUGUGACUGGAUCCCCUCACUCCUCAAGAUCCUCCACAUCAUCCUGGACUGAGGAGCCUGUUGCUUCUAAUAUGGACAUCUCUACUGGUCACAUGGUUCUGUGCAUUUUCAAAGUUGAUGGUUCCGGCAGAACUGGGACCUACUGCCUGAUCGACAUGGUACUCAAUCGCAUGGGCAAGGGCGCCAAAGAAAUCGACAUCGCCGCCACGUUGGAGCACAUCCGUGACCAGCGCCCUGGCACGGUCAAGACCCGAGGCCAGUUUGAGUUCGUCCUCAUGGCCGUCGCCGAGGAAGUCCACGCCAUCCUCAAAGCCAUGCCGCAAUGA